Molecule: messenger RNA, 1454 nt
Organism: Tachysurus fulvidraco (yellow catfish)
Lineage: Eukaryota; Metazoa; Chordata; Actinopteri; Siluriformes; Bagridae
Gene: rnf182
Product: ring finger protein 182
Exons: 1
Coding region: 371-1099 (242 amino acids)
Source: RefSeq, a predicted model, not a curated record
AAGAAAGGAAUAACCAAAGUAGAUCAUGGCAGUAUUAACAGUGCCAGAAUGGGGCAUGGUGACCAUAAUUGGACUGAAUUUCACAUGCAACAACAGGCCUGGCUAGAAAAUUCCAGGCCUGAUUUGACAGGACCUGCUUUGUUGUGGUUGCAUUUGUUCUCUUGUGCUGUGUUAACAGUUAUCCUUUCUGUGACAAGCCUCUCUCCCCAGGCUUCCACACAGAGCAUGAAACUCUCCCUACAUCAAACUCCCAUUUUUGCCUGAGUUGGUAAAAGUUUUGCCGCAGUCUGUCUGCAUAUAGGUGUAGCAUAGAAGCUACCUUGAGACUAUGUUCCCUAGAAUAUGCGAAAAACGCUGAGAGAAGCAAGAGAUGAUGAGUGAACUACCUGAGGACGUGGUGGAUGGGUUGAGCACUGAGGAACUGGAGUGUAAAAUCUGCUAUUGUGCUUACAAUCUUUCCAGUCGGCGACCAAAAAUGCUUAAGUGCUGCCAUCGUUUGUGUUCCAGAUGCCUGGCAAAAAUCCUCAAUAUGGGUGAAUCACCACCAAACUCAGUGGUCUGCCCUUUCUGCCGCUAUGUUACUGAUCUUCCUGGAGAAGCCUGUGGAAGUCUUCCAGAUGACUACAACUUGUUGACUGUGCUGUCCAUCCAAAACCAAUACCUGAAGGGGAGCCAGAGUGAGAUUUUGCUUACUCCCAGACGUUUAAAUUCUCUGGUGAGUCACUCAGCAUCGGCAACACCUUCGUCUCUAUGCUCCAACUACGUGGUCAUCGCUUUUAUGGAAUCACCACAGGAGUGUGCCAUUUCAGCAGAUCACCACUCCUCCAGCCUGGACUCCAUGGCAUCAGUGACACGACGCUGCACAGUGUGGAACUGUAUGACGCUGCUGUGCCAUGCAUUGGCCAUAAUUUUGGUGUGGGUCGUGGGACUGUUGUACUUCAGCUCUCUGCCAACAGGAGUCUACUUAAUUAUCAUGAAGAAGACCACUCUGGGAGUUCUGAUGAUCAGUCUAGUGCCUGUCAGCCUGCUCAUUGUCAUUAUGUAUGGAAUGUGCCGGUGUGUGUGCCAUGAGUUUUGGGACUGUUUGAGACCACCUUAAGGAUCAAAACAGGGAUGUCUCCUAAGAGAUUGCAGCACUUUGUGGAUGUACCAAUAGACUUGACAUGCUAUUGAAAGCCUAAACUACUAAAUAACUAAAGAACAAACUAUUUAAGUCAUAUAAAAUAAAGUUUUACUUUUGAAUAUAAUUUCUAACUAUCAAAGUUUAUCUCUAGAUUCAUGUAUCUUUAUACCACAAUGCUUAUGAAUUCUCAACCUGAACAUGUUGAUUACCUUUUUAAUGGUUGUUGAAUUAUUUUACAACUCUGACAGCAGUUUAAAUGUCAGGUUUGCUAUAAAUGCAUGUUUUCUAAUUGAUAGUUAUUUCUAAUGUAAUAGCCAAUAGACAAACUGUA